Molecule: messenger RNA, 2929 nt
Organism: Mus caroli (Ryukyu mouse)
Lineage: Eukaryota; Metazoa; Chordata; Mammalia; Rodentia; Muridae
Gene: Crot
Product: carnitine O-octanoyltransferase
Cellular component (GO): peroxisome
Molecular function (GO): carnitine O-octanoyltransferase activity
Source: RefSeq, a predicted model, not a curated record
CGCGCAGGGCGGGACCCUCGCGGUUUUCCGUUCUGGUCCGGCCUCAGGGCAGCCCAGAGCUUGCAGGCCGACGCAGAGGGACAAGAGGGGUGCGGGAGUCACCAGGCUUGGCCAGUUCGGGUUCCCUGUGGUUUCCAAUCCGAAUUGUUCAAGCACGCUCCUGGAGGUCCUGAGCACUUCUUCGCGGUUUACUGUUUUCUUACUGUGACUAUAUCAUGGAAAAUCAAUUGACUAAAUCAGUUGAAGAACGGACAUUUCAGUACCAGGACUCUCUUCCGUCAUUGCCUGUUCCUUCACUUGAAGAAUCAUUAAAAAAAUACCUCGAAUCAGUGAAGCCAUUCGCAAAUGAAGCCGAGUAUAAGAAGACUGAAGAAAUAGUUCGAAAGUUUCAAGAAGGAGCUGGCAAAGGCUUGCAUCAGAAGUUACUUGAAAGGGCUAAAGGAAAACGAAACUGGCUGGAAGAAUGGUGGCUCAAUGUUGCCUACCUGGACGUACGUAUUCCAUCACAACUGAAUGUGAACUUUGUGGGUCCGUGUCCUCAUUUUGAGCACUACUGGCCUGCAAGGGAAGGCACUCAGUUAGAAAGAGGAAGCUUACUGCUGUGGCACAACUUGAACUACUGGCAGCUGCUAAGAAGAGAAAAAUUGCCUGUACAUAAAUCUGGAAAUACUCCUCUAGACAUGAACCAAUUCCGAAUGUUGUUUUCUACCUGCAAGGUUCCAGGAAUUACUAGAGAUUCGAUUAUGAAUUAUUUUAAGACUGAGAGUGAAGGGCAUUGUCCAACCCACAUUGCCGUGCUGUGUCGAGGCAGAGCGUUUGUCUUUGAUGUACUACAUGACGGAUGUUUGAUCACCCCACCAGAACUUCUCAGACAACUGACAUAUAUCCACAAGAAGUGCUGGAACGAACCUGUUGGACCCAGUAUAGCGGCAUUAACUAGCGAGGAGCGAACUCGGUGGGCGAAGGCAAGAGAAUAUCUGAUUGGUCUUGAUCCAGAGAACUUGACUUUAUUAGAAAAAAUUCAAACCAGUUUAUUUGUGUAUUCCAUAGAAGAUACCAGUCCACAUGUAACCCCAGAAGAAUAUUCUCAGGUCUUUGAAAUGCUUCUUGGUGGAGAUCCAUCAGUACGCUGGGGUGACAAGUCCUAUAAUUUGAUUUCCUUUGCUAAUGGAAUAUUUGGCUGUUGCUGUGAUCAUGCUCCUUACGAUGCAAUGGUUAUGGUGAACAUUGCACAUUAUGUUGAUGAGAGAAUCUUAGAGACAGAAGGAAGAUGGAAGGGUUCAGAAAAAGUCCGGGACAUCCCAUUGCCAGAGGAGCUGGUCUUCACUGUGGAUGAGAAAAUACUGAAUGAUGUGUCCCAAGCCAAAGCCCAGCACCUCAAAGCGGCGUCUGACCUGCAGAUAGCAGCGUCUACCUUCACAUCUUUUGGCAAAAAGCUCACCAAGGAGGAAGCCCUUCACCCUGAUACCUUUAUUCAGCUCGCUCUUCAGCUUGCCUACUACAGACUUCAUGGACGCCCUGGUUGCUGCUAUGAGACAGCUAUGACAAGAUACUUUUACCAUGGCCGAACAGAGACUGUGCGAUCUUGCACAGAGGAGGCCGUCAGGUGGUGCCAGUCCAUGCAGGAUCCCUCUGCUAGUCUCCUUGAGCGUCAGCAAAAGAUGCUAGAAGCUUUUGCCAAGCAUAAUAAGAUGAUGAAAGAUUGUUCACACGGAAAAGGAUUUGACCGUCACCUUUUAGGUCUUUUGCUCAUAGCAAAAGAGGAAGGUCUCCCUGUUCCAGAACUAUUUGAGGACCCACUUUUCUCCAGAAGUGGAGGAGGUGGAAAUUUUGUGCUCUCAACAAGUUUGGUUGGUUACUUACGAGUUCAGGGCGUCGUGGUUCCCAUGGUACACAAUGGAUAUGGAUUUUUCUACCACAUCAGAGAUGACAGGUUUGUGGUGGCAUGUUCAUCCUGGAGGUCAUGUCCGGAGACUGAUGCUGAAAAGCUUGUUCAGAUGAUUUUUCAUGCUUUCCACGAUAUGAUACAGCUGAUGAACACCGCUCAUCUUUAGAGACUCAGACAGACACAGAUCAUAGAAACUCGGUAUGAAGAGUAGGAUGGUGAUGUGACAUGGAAGGAAUGUUGACUUAAAGGAAGCCUGUUAAUUUAGGGGUUAGGAGAGUGAUGCUCUCUAGAGUCAUUCUACCUUAAAGCCUCCUGUGUUGCAACCGCAGUGCAAAGUCAGAUAUAGUGAAUAGAACUAUGCAAUGUUUAAGCCUCAACAAAGCAAAUCUAUAUAUCUUAACAUUACAAAUCCUACUCUGAUGUUAAAAUAUUUUUGUUGGCACAUGUGUAGGUUGCAAGUCCUCUGUGAACAUGAUUAUAGAGUCUAUUUCUCAAGCACUUUAAUACUUUCUAAUUGCCAGAGGGAUAAAGCACACAGUUAGAAGCUAAUUUCUCUGACAUCAGUGCCUUCCACACCCAGCACAGGAGUACAGCCUGUGAGAGUUCAUGGGAAAACCACUAUUGUACAAUAGUGAUCUUAAAUAGCUCCUUUGAGCAGACAAAAGGAUCAAGUUGUAUUAGAAAUUUUUACACUACCACAGAAAAGAAUAUUAGCAAAACUCAUUAUGAUAUGUUGUAAUUCAUUUUGUGAAUAUAAAAUUAAAGCAUUUCCAUUUAAUCCCAAUUGUUAGAGCCAGCAGCUUUUAAUGGGUUAAAUGUUGAGUAUGAUUAUCAGAACUUGACAAUUAUUUCCCAGUGUUAUUCAAAAUGGUGGCUUAAAGACGUUCUCCCAUUGCUAUUCAAAGUGGUUUAUAUUCUCAAAGAAUAAAUCAUCCAGAAUCCUUAUAAUUUCUCAUCUUAUGGUUGAAAAAAAUGAUUGUCUGCUUUCUUCACAUUUUCUGAUAUCAGAUCAAUAUUGUGUAAUAAACUACUUAAAACGUA